Molecule: messenger RNA, 882 nt
Organism: Striga hermonthica
Lineage: Eukaryota; Viridiplantae; Streptophyta; Magnoliopsida; Lamiales; Orobanchaceae
Source: the annotation of a GenBank genome assembly
AUGGACACUCGCAAAAGGGGCAUUGGUGUAGUCGGUCUUAGUGCCAAUGGAGGUCUCAAGAAAUCCAAGCCAGAAAUGGACUCCAUGUCAAGUGGUAUAGGAAGCAAAACGAAGCCAUGCACGAAGUUUUUCAGCAAGGCAGGUUGCCCGUUUGGUGAGAACUGCCAUUUCCUCCACUUCUUCCCUGGAGGCUACGCUGCUGUGGCCCAGCUUAUGAACCUGACCCCUCCGGCACAGCCCGCCCGAACUCCCUCGGGCCCACAGCCUGUCCACAACGGUUCAUCCUCUGCAGCCUUCAAGACCAAACUGUGCAACAAAUACAGCACGGCCGAAGGCUGCAAAUACAACGACAAGUGCAACUUCGCCCACGGCGAAGCCGAGCUUGGCCGGCCCAUCAACCUGCAACAGGCCCACGAGGAGCCGCCCCGCCUGCCCAUACCCGUGCCCGGACCCACACUGACACGCUUCGUGACCCGUCCCGACCCCCCAGCACCAGUUAGCUUCGGUGCCUCGGCCACCGCUAAAGUCAGCGUGGACGCCUCGCUGGCGGGUGCCAUAAUCGGGAAGGGGGGUGUGAACUCGAAGCAGAUAUGCCGGCAGACGGGCGCCAAGCUGUCGAUCAGAGACCACGAGACGAACCCGGGCCUGAAGAACAUCGAGCUUGAGGGCACGCUCGAGCAGAUAAAGGAGGCAAGCGAGAUGGUGCAGGAGCUUAUAAACAGUAUUGGGAAUAGUGCAAACGGGCAGGGGAAAGGGCCUGGCGGGUCGAGGAGUAACUACAAGACGAAGCUUUGUGAGAAUUUUGCCAAGGGGUCGUGUACGUUUGGGGAUAAGUGCCAUUUCGCGCACGGGGCAUCCGAGCUGCGUAAGACAGGGGUUUGA